GCAAUGACCGAAGCGCAGAGGCUGCGGCGCUGCCGCGAGCGAGCCCUGCUCUGCUUCAUAUUGGCCACCGCCUGGCAGGCAGCUUCUGGGCAGAUUCGCUACUCGAUCCCGGAGGAAACGGAGAGAGGCGUUUUCGUGGGGGACAUCGCGCAGGACCUGGGGCUGGACGCGGAGCAGCUCUCGGAGCGCGGAGUCCGAAUCGUUUCCGGAGGUAGGACGCAGUACUUUGCUCUCAAUGCGGAGAGCGGCCAUUUGAUCACCGCGGAGCGCAUAGACAGGGAGCGGAUCUGCGGCCGGGCGGGGAAGUGUCUGCUGAGCUGUGAGCUCAUAGUGGAGGAUACAAUGAAGCUGUACGGAGUGGAAGUGGAAAUCACGGACAUUAAUGACAACGCCCCCAGCUUCCCGGCGGAAGAAAUGGAGUUAAAAGUCAGCGAGACAACGGCGCCGGGAUCGCGGUUUUCUUUGAGUGACGCUCAGGACUCCGAUGUGGGCAUUAAUUCCCUGCAGAGCUACCAGCUCGGCAGCGACGGGCAUUUCUCACUGGAUGUUCAGACAGGCCCGGAUGGCGUGAAACACGCCGACCUGGUGCUGGAAAAGUCCCUGGACCGGGAAGAACAAGCCGUUCACACGCUGAUCCUCACGGCCACUGAUGGGGGAGACCCGGUCAGAUCCGGCACUGCGCAGAUCCGCGUUACUGUCCUCGAUGCUAAUGACAACGCGCCGGUUUUCAGUCAGCCUGUCUACACGGUGAGUGUGUGGGAAAAUGUGCCGGCAGGGUCCACGGUUCUCACAGUAAAGGCCACCGACCUGGAUGAAGGAGUCAACAAAGAGGUGACCUACUCUUUCCACCAAAUCACAGACAAAGCUGCUCAAACAUUCCACUUGGACUCUGAGACGGGGGAAGUGACACUGGUGGGGAACUUGGACUUCGAGGAAUCGGCGUUGUAUGAAAUCGAGGUGAAAGCGCAAGACGGGGGAGGCCGAUACGACAAAUCGAGAAUUGAAAUCAUGGUUACCGAUGUGAAUGACAACGCCCCGGAAAUCGCUGUCAGGUCCCUCGUAAGCGCGAUCCCCGAGGACGCUCCCCCCGGGACUGUGGUCGCCCUUCUAAACGUCCAGGAUCCGGAUUCGGGGGAGAACGGGGAGGUCACGUGCUCCAUACCCAGCAGCCUCCCCUUCCAGCUGAGGCGGUCGCUGGACAAGUACUACAGCCUGGUGACCGAGCGAGCCCUGGACAGGGAGCAGGUGGCCGCCUACAACAUCACAGUCACCGCCACGGACAGCGGGACUCCGCCCCUUGCCACCGCCAUCACCAUCCCGCUCCGGGUCCUGGACACCAACGACAACGCUCCGCUCUUCGGCCAAGCGUCCUACACCGCCUACGUGCCGGAGAACAACCCCAGCGGGGCCUCCGUGUGCUCCGUGAGGGCCACUGACCGCGACUGGGGGGAGAACGCCCGAGUGACUUACUCUCUGCUGGAGGGCGAGGGCCGCGAAGCUCCGCUCUCCUCCGCCGUGUCCAUUAACUCGGAGACCGGGGCUGUGUACGCGCUGCGCUCCUUCGACUACGAGCAGCUGCGGGAGCUUCGGUUCCGGGUGCAGGCUCGGGACGGGGGGUCCCCGCCGCCCCGCCGGCAUGUCUCCGUCAGGCUCCUGGUGCUGGACCAGAAUGACAACAGCCCGCACAUCCUGCACCCCGCCUCCCCCAGCGAUGGCUCCACGGGAGUGGAGCUGGCCCCUCGCUCCUCCGAGCCGGGCUACCUGGUCACCAAGGUGGUGGCGGUGGAUGCGGACUCCGGGCAGAACGCCUGGCUCUCCUACCAGCUGCUGAAGGCCACGGAGCCGGGGCUCUUCUCGGUCGGAGUCCACAGCGGCGAGGUGCGGACAGCGCGCUACUUUGUGGACAGGGACGGCCUGAAGCAGAGCCUGGUGGUGCUGGUGAAGGACAACGGGCAGCCCCCUCUCUCGGCCACCGUCACUGUCACGGUGGCGGUGGCUGACAGCAUCCCCGAGCUCCUGUCGGACCUGAGCAGCCUCUCGGCUCCCCCCGGAGUUCCCGUCUCGCACUUCGUGGGCAUCGAUGGGGUCAGAGCGUUUCUCCACUCCUACUCCCAGGAGGCGUCGCUCACCGCGGGCUCCGGGAAGAGCCAGUUCAACUUCCCCCAGUCAAACUAUGCAAACACUCUGACCAGCGCGCAGACGUGUGAGGUAAAGGAUCCUUUCCUAAUGGCCGAGGAGUUAAACAUUAGUAACGCGGAUCAGUCCUCCGUUCAGCUCGGGAGGGGGCCCAGGGCGCCGGGCCGGGCGGCCCCACGGCAAGUACUGCUUCUCGCCGCGGUCUGGCCUUUGCUCUGCCGCGCGGCCCCGGAGCGGACUCGCUACUCGAUCCCCGAGGAAAUGGCCAAAGGCUCCCUCGUGGGGAACCUCGCCCAGGAUCUGGGGCUGGAGCUGAGGGAGCUGCCGCUGCGGAGGCUCCGUGUCAGUUCGGAACAGCAGCACUUCAGUGUGAAUGGGGAGAACGGGGACUUGUCUGUGAAUGGCCGCAUAGACCGGGAGGAGAUCUGCGGGGCUUCGCAGCCCUGCGUUAGAACUAUACAAAUCGUGGCCGAAAAUCCCCUGAACGUUUUCCACGUGACUGUGGCCGUGCAGGACAUUAACGACAAUGCCCCGCGGUUCCUGCAAGACGCCAUCGCUCUGCAGGUCAGCGAGUCCAGCUUGCCAGGGGCUCGCUUUGCCCUGGGAAAAGCGGAGGAUCCUGACGUCGGGGUGAACUCUCUGCAGCGCUACCAGCUGAGCCCCAACCAGUACUUCCGCCUGGAGGCCAAAGAGAGCCAGGACGGCAGCAAAUACGCGGAGCUGGUGCUGCAGAAAGCCCUGGAUCGGGAAAGCCAGCGCAGCCUCCACUUGACCCUCACGGCUGCGGAUGGGGGGGAGCCGCCGAGGACCGGGACCGCCCAGAUACGCAUCAAUGUCACCGACAUCAACGACAACCCGCCCCUCUUCCCUCAGGAGCUCUACAGAGUGAGCCUGAGGGAAGGUGCCCCGGCGGGCUCCUUGCUGCUCCAGCUCCAAGCCUCCGACCAGGACGAAGGUUCCAACGCUCAGAUCAGCUACGUCUUCAGCAACGUUCCGGAGAAGGCGCGUCAGAGAUUCAGUCUGGACCCGGACACCGGGAAACUGACGGUAAAGGAGCCGUUGGACUUCGAGGAGUCCCGGGGCUACACCCUGGUGGUGGAAGCGAAGGACGGAGGCGGACUAGUGACACACUGCAAGGUGGAGAUAAGGGUUCUAGAUGAGAACGACAAUGCUCCCGAGGUGACCCUGACAUCCCUGCCCAGCCCCGUUCCCGAAGACUCUGUGCCCGGGACAGUGAUCGCGCUGGUCAGUGUCAACGAUCAAGAUUCUGGAGAUAAUGGAAAGGUCUCCUGCCAUUUGCAGGAUGGUUUGCCGUUCACUAUAACCUCGGCUUCCGAUAGCUACUACAAGCUGGUGAUGGUCAGCACCCUGGACAGGGAGCGGGCCCCGGAGUACAACAUCACCAUCACAGCCACAGACAAGGGCUCCCCCCCGCUCUCCACCCAGAAAACCAUCCUCUUGCAGAUCUCGGAUGUCAAUGACAACGCCCCAGUCUUCGAGAAACCUUCCUACAGCGCCUACGUGCCCGAGAACAACCCCUCGGGGGCCUCCAUUUUGAGCGUCAAAGCCUCAGACCGGGAUCUGGACGGCAACGCCCGGGUCACUUACUCCAUCCUGCGCAGCAGCAUCCAGGAGCUGCCUGUCUCCUCCUACGUGUCCAUCAACUCCCAGACCGGAGCGCUGUACGCGCAGCGCUCCUUCGACUACGAGCAGUUCCGGGCGUUCGAGCUGCAAGUGAAGGCCCAAGACGGCGGGUCGCCGCCUCUCAGCAGCAACGUCACCGUCAGCGUGUUUAUCCUGGAUCGGAACGACAACGCCCCUCGCAUCCUGUAUCCCUCGCUCGGGCCCGAGGGCUCGGCCGUGUUCGAGAUGGUCCCUCGCUCUGCCGAGGCGGGUUAUCUGGUGACGAAGGUGGUGGCGGUGGAUGCGGACUCGGGACACAACGCCUGGCUCUCCUACCAUGUGCUGCAGGCCACGCAGCCGGCGCUCUUCCGGCUGGGGCUGCACAGCGGGGAGAUCCGGACCGCGCGCGCCUUUGCGGACAGAGAUGCGGUGAAGCACCGGCUGGUCGCCCUGGUGAAGGACAACGGGCAGCCGCCUCUCUCCGCCACCGUGACUCUGAGCCUGGUGUUCGCCGAGAACUUCCAAGAGGCUCUUCCGGAAAUGAGCGACCAGUCGGCUGACUCGGAGUCUCAGUCCGGUUUUACUGUUAUUUUGGUGGUAACUUUGGCUCUGAUUUCAUUUUUAUUCUUGUUCACAGUGAUAUCGGUUUUAAUUUUUAAAUGUUGGAGACCUAGAACUCCACCUGUUUUGGGAUCUUACAAUGCGGAUUUGUAUUCUAGUCUCGGCCCCAAAUUCUCCUACAACUACAGUAGCGGGACCUUGCAGCUUCCCUAUUCCUACGAGGUGCGCUUAGCCGCGGAGUCGGGCCAGAAAGAGUUCUCCCUCCGCCAACCGAGCCAGAAGGGUUUGAGCGACAUUCUCCUGCCUGCUGAGGAUUCUGGCCCCGGGCUUGAGUCUGGAAGGGGAAACCUCUGUGACAGCCAAGCACAGAUGAAAGGCGCAGCUGGAAGGAGCCGCUGGGGAGCGGGAUGGCAAGUACUCAGCCUGCUGCUUCUCGCGGGCCUUGCGCACCGGGCGUCCGCGGCUCUUCGCUACGCCCUGCCCGAGGAGACGCCGAAAGGCUCCCGGGUGGGGAACGUGGUGGCGGAUUUGGGCUUGGAGCUCGCGCGGCUGCCGGGCCGCAGGCUGCGGGUGGUGUCGGGAGGCGGCCAGAAGUACUUUGAGGCGGAUCUGACGAGCGGGCUGUUGUUUGUGAACGAGCGGCUGGACCGGGAGGCGCUGUGUGGAGCGGUCUCUCCGUGCGCCGUGGGCCUGGAGCUGGUGCUGGAGAACCCGCUAGAGCUGUACAGUGCUGCCGUGGAGAUCCAGGACAUCAAUGACAACGACCCGGCUUUUCCCUCCGGCGCAAUGAGGCUGGAAGUCAGCGAGUCUGUGGCGCCCGGAGCUCGCUUCCCGCUAGAGAGCGCGCAAGACCCUGACGUGGGGAUCAACUCUCUGCAGAGCUACCAGCUCAGCGCCAACCCGCACUUUGUGCUGGAGGUGAAGACGCGCGGGGAUGGCAGCAAAUAUGCGGAGCUGGUGCUGGAAAAGGAGCUCGACAGAGAGGAGCAACCGGAACUGCAGCUGGUCCUCACAGCGCUGGACGGGGGCAGCCCCCCCCGGUCUGCCAGCGUGCACAUCCACGUGGAUGUGCUGGACGCUAAUGACAACGCCCCGGUCUUUAACCAGAGCACCUACAGAGCGAGCGUCAGGGAGAACACCCGCGCGGGCGCGCUCCUGGUCAGAAUCAGCGCCCUGGAUUUGGAUGAGGGGCCCAAUGGGGAUAUCGUUUACUCCGUCAGCAGUCACACCCCUGCCCACGUGAGAGCGCUCUUCGCCCUGCACCCCGCCACGGGGGAGCUGAGGGUCACAGCGCCCCUGGAUUACGAGGAAGCGGGGUGUUAUGAGAUUUACAUACAAGCGAAAGACAAGGGCCCCGGGGCGGGGGCGGCUCAUUGCAAAGUGCUGGUGGAAAUCAUCGAUGAGAACGACAACGCGCCUGAGAUCACAGUGACGUCCGUGUACAGCCCGGUGCCUGAAGACGCCCCCCCAGGCACGGCGAUAGCUUUGCUAAGCGUCAGUGACCUGGAUUCUGGGGCUAACGGCCUGGUAACCUGCCUGCUGCCCACUGGCCUCCCGUUCGCGCUCACGUCGUCCCUGAAGAGCUACUACACCCUGCAAACCAGGGCCGCUUUGGACCGGGAGCUGGUGGCCGAGUAUAACGUCACCGUCACAGCCAGGGACGCGGGGUCGCCCCCGCUCUGGGCGGAAAGACAGAUUCUCGUGCACGUGGCCGAUGUCAACGACAACCCGCCCAAAUCUCCCCAGCUCUCCUACGACGUGUACGUGGCGGAGAACAACCUCCCGGGAACGCCGAUAUUCCACGUCAGCGCCUGGGACGCAGACCUGAGCCAGAACGCUCGCCUCUCCUUCUCCCUGCUGGGCCAGGCGGCCAGCAGGCAUUUCUCCAUCAGCGCGGAGAACGGCACCCUGUAUGCCCUGCUCUCCCUCGACCACGAGGACAUCAGGGAGUUCGCCAUGACCGUGCAGGUCCGCGACGGCGGCGUCCCGGCGCUCGCCACCAACCUCACGGUCUCGGUGUUUGUCACCGACCUGAACGACAACGCGCCGCGCGUUCUCUAUCCGCCCCCAAACGCCUCGCGCCUCCAGAGCAUCUCGCCGACGGCCAGCGCCGGGCACCUGGCCACCAAGCUGGUGGCCUGUGAUGCGGACUCGGGCUACAACGCCUGGCUCUCCUACGCCCUCCUUCAGGCCCCCGACCCCAGCCUCUUCUCCGUGGGGCUGCACAGCGGGGAGAUCCGCACAGCCCGCCAGCUGCGGGAGGGCGACGCCCCUCAGCACACUUUGGUCAUCUCGGUCACAGACCACGGGGAGCCAGCCCUGUCCUCCAGCGCCACCCUCACCGUCGCCGUGGCGGAGACCGAGCGGGGGGGGCUGAGUGCCCUUGUGGUGCAGGACGGUGGGGAGACGCCCAUGUCUGCCGCCGCCACUGGGAUCCUCGGCAGAACUCAGAGGGCCAAUCGGGAGCAGCAGGCCUUCCCCGCCUGGCAGUGCGACUCAUCCCCGCGCUGUCCGCGAUCCCGGCUCCUCUGCUGUGGCUGCGCGUUUUCAGCCGGGAAGUGCCUGGGAAACGCCGGAGCCCGGCCUCGGAUGCAGCUGGAGCCACUUACUCGCAGGGAGCAAACGCCCCGCAAGGGAGGGGACUCGGACAGAGUCUGCGGCGCCUGGAAGCGAAACGCGCGGAAAGGCCUCGGCAGCGCGCUGGACACUCUGUCGAGGAGAGGCAGCCCCGAAAUGGAGCCCAGGGGCCGCGCGCAGGCCGCGUGGAGAUGGCAAGUACUGGGUUUGCUUUCCCUGUGCGGCUGGGGCUGGGGCUCUGGGCAGAUUCGCUACUCGGUGCUGGAGGAGUCGGAGCUGGGGACCGUGGUGGGGAACUUGGCCCAAGACCUAGGCUUAAAGGUGGCGGAUGUGUCGGGGCGCCGGCUGCGCCUGGGCUCGGAGCAGAGCAAGCGCCACUUCGCGGUGAGCCUGGCGAGCGGCGCUCUGCUGGUGAACGACCGGAUAGACCGAGAGAGGCUGUGCGGGGCCAGCGCGGGCUGCGUGCUGCCGGUGCAGGUCGUCAUAGAAACGCCCCUGGAGCUCUUCCGCCUGGAGGUGGAGAUUCUGGACCUGAAUGACAACUCGCCCAGCUUCCCCUCCGCCCCGCACGCGCUCAGGAUAGCGGAGUCCGCCGCCGUGGCCGCGCGCUUCCCCCUGGAGAGUGCCCAGGACCCGGAUGUGGGGACCAACGCUGUCAGCGCCUACCGGCUCAGCCCCAGCCCGCACUUCGCUCUGGACGUGAAGAAGCUGAAGGACGGAAAACUCUUCCCGGAGCUGGUGCUGGAGCAAGCCCUGGACCGAGAGGAGCAGCGGCAGCACGAGCUGGUCCUGACGGCCGUCGACGGGGGCAGCCCGGCCCGGUCGGGCACCGCGCAGAUAACCGUGCUGGUCGUGGACGUCAAUGACAACGCCCCGGCGUUCGCCCAGGCGCUCUACAAGGUGAGCGUGCCGGAAAACGCGCCUGCGGGCGCCCUGCUGAUACAGCUCAACGCCACCGACCCCGACGAGGGCCCCAGCGGGGAGGUGCAGUACUCCUUCGGCCUGCGCGCCCCCGACGCCGUCCGGCAGAGGUUUGCCUUGGACCCGGCCACUGGCGCCGUGCGCCUGCAGGGCUCAGUGGACUUCGAGGAAGCCGCUUUCUAUGAAAUCCACGUGCGCGCCCGAGACGGGGGCGUGCCGGAAAUGGAAGGCCACUGCGUGCUGCAGGUGGAGGUGGAGGACGUCAAUGACAACGCCCCCGAGGUCCUGCUGACCUCCCUGGUGAACCCCGUGCCGGAAGACACCCCCCUGGACACCGUGGUGGGGCUGUUAAACGUGCGAGACCCGGACUCGGGGGCCAACGGGGAAGUGCGUUUGGAAAUGGCCCCAGACCUGCCGUUCCGAAUCCGAGCCUUCCAGAACCACUACGCCCUGCUCACCAGCGCCAGGCUGGACCGAGAAACCGCCGCACAAUACGCCAUCGAGCUGACCGCCCGCGACGCAGGGUCCCCCGCUCUGAGCGCCUCCACUACGGUACUGCUGAACAUCUCGGAUGUGAAUGACAACCCGCCCCGCUUUUCCCAGCCUUCCUACAGCGCCUUCCUGCGCGAGAACAACGCGCCAGGCGCCCUGCUCUGCGCCCUGUCCGCUUCCGACCCCGACGAGGGAGAGAACUCCCGCCUCACAUACUCGCUCGCGGGGAGUCAGAUCCAGGAGGCGCCCGCCUCUUCCUUCGUUCACAUCAACCCGGACAACGGGCACGUUUACGCGCAGCGCACGUUUGACUUCGAGCUACUGCAGGUGCUGCAAAUCCCCGUGGCUGUGCAGGAUUCGGGGUCUCCUCCGCUGGGCUCCAAUGUGACUGUCUCCCUCUUCAUUCUGGACCAGAACGAUAACGUCCCGGCCAUUCUGCACCCGGCGGCUGGCCAGGAGGGGGCCGCGCCCCAGAGGGUACCCAGGUCUGCUCCCGCGGGCUACUUGGUCACCAAAGUCUCAGCAGUGGAUGCAGAUUCUGGCCACAACGCCUGGCUCUCCUAUUCACUGCUGCCGGAAUCCACCGACUCCUCCUUGUUCCGAGUGGCUCCGAGCACCGGAGAAAUCCGGACCGCCCGCGGCUUCCUGGACACAGACCUGGCCUCGCAGAGAAUCGUCGUGCUCGUCCAGGACCACGGGGAACCGGCUCUGUCCUCCACAGUCACCCUCCUGCUCUCCUUAGAGGACAGCGCCUCGGAGGAAAGCUCCAAGUCCCGCGAUUUCCGGGUGACGCCCAGAGCGAAGCCCGACCUGACGCUCUACCUGAUCGUCGCGCUGGUGGCGGUCAGCACGGUCUCGCUGGUCACUUUCAUCGUCUUCUCCGCCAAGUGCCUGAGACGGGCCAGAGGCGCCUCCGGCUGCUGCGCGAGCCGCUCCCCAUCGCGGGACAUGUGCCAGCAGCCCAGCCCGAAGCUGCAGCUGAGCUCGGACGGCACGCUGAAAUACAUGGAGGUGACGCUCCGGCCCGCGGACUCGCAGAGCCAGUGCUACCGGACCUGCUUUUCCCCCGGCUCCGACCGGAGCGACUUCACCUUCCUCAGGCCCAUGAGCUGCCCCCCGCCCAGCGCCCUGGCCACGGAGACGGACGCUUUCUUGUCUGGUACCAGCACGUCGAAUGAAUCCGGCCAGCAAGCCCAGCCUAACCCGGACUGGCGUUUCUCUCAGGCCCAGAGACCUGGAACCAGUGGCUCCCAGAAUGGAGAGGAAGGAGGCACUUGGCCAAACAACCAGUUUGAUACGGAAAUGCUUCAAGCCAUGAUCCUGGCCUCAGCCAACGAAGCAGCUGAUGGAAACUCUACUCUGGGCGGAGGAGCUGGCACCAUGGGCCUCAGCGCCAGGUAUGGCCCCCAGUUCACACUGCAGCAUGUCCCCGACUACCGGCAGAACGUGUACAUCCCCGGCAGCACGGCCACCCUCUCCAACGCCGCAGGCAAACGGGACGGGAAGAGCUCAGGCUCCUCCAGUGGCAACAAGAAGAAGUCGGGGAAGAAGGAGAAGAAGUAGAAUUUGCAGCCCCUCAGCAGCGUAGACCCCAGGGCAGAUCCCGCCAGCACUCCCCCAAAUCACAGCCUGGGCACCAGGAUGAAUGUGAAUUUUUGUGAUGCAAAAGUAGGAAACACUACGAAUGUACGUCAUCAUCAGAGCUAGGAGUAGGGCGCCUACUGUUAGUCCUCAUGAUGAAAACUAAUUGGAAACAAAACAAAACAAAACCCAAGUGCCCUGUUAAUACUAACUAAUGUUUUAUACGGUCCCUUGGGUAAAUUCAUAUGCAAGGAUGUAAAAUCUUUUAACCGAGGCUUUGGAUUUGAUUUGCUCCAGAACGGUCCAAAAGAGCGAGAAGGCUUGUACUUGGCUUUGCCCAGUGUAAAUAACGGUAGCACGGGGUUUUUUAAUGUAUAUACCCUUGAUCAUUUUUCAAAAGAAGAAGAAGUUCCCCAGAUUAGAACCCAUGGCCCAGAUAUUGCGAUUUAACUUGCCAUUAGUGACUCUCACCCUGAGGAAGCUGGAACUGGAUGCCUAGUCCCCACGCUGGUAGGGAGUGCUUUUGUUACUGUUUACCUGUUAGCUAAAAGAAAUCAGUGUUUACACUGCAUGAGCCUAGGGGACUACGGCGAAGGUGCAUUUUAAACAUUAAUUUUUUUUUACAUGACCAGUGAUGGCCUGAAAUAUGAAAUAAAACUCCGAGUGUCUAGGAGACAGGGAAUGCAUCCAAUGCCACUAGCACUACUGAGUGCUACACAACCUGUCCACAGUGAUCGAGAGGCCUCUAAAGAGCAGGUUCAUCUCCAAGCUUUGCAGUAAAUAUUUAUAUGUACAGUUAAUGUUUUCCUGGAACUGAAGUGCAGGUCUAAGUCCUCUGCUGUGAGAACAAGGAGCUGCAGCUCAGCUAAGUCCACAGCAAGGGACGCUAUUGCCAGAGAACAAACGGCACCUCUCUGUGAAAUGGAGACUGAAUGCUUCCCCCUCCUGCACAUUGAACUGCAUGCAAAAUCCUCACCUCACCCCUCCACCUCGUAGAUGGCUAACUCCGCCGGGUGUAGGGCGUCAUUGCAUGCGUGCACGGCAUGGUGCACACGCUGGCAGAGACGGGAGUCCCAGGGCAGGCCAAGCCGCGCGUGCUGGGGGGGCGGGUGCAGCGUAAAGCGCUCUCGAGCCGUGCUCGGCCCUAGGGCAGCACGGAGAUUUGCACAUUCCCUGUCUAUGCAGAGCAGCCAAGGAGCAGCCUUAGUUCAUUGGCCUUCAGAACUGGACCCUCACAGCUGACCGGAUGGGACCACACUCACGGGUAAGGGACAUGCCACUGACUGCAGAGCCGGGGGCUGCUCUGAAGAGGCGCCCCCGGGCAGCCAGGUGACUAGGAGGUAGAUGCUGAUGCAGUGCUAGACGGGCAGGAAGCCUUUGCUUCGGCGCUGGCACUGGGAUUCUUCCACACUGAUAGACGGGGGUCAGGACGUAGGGUCUCUCCACUAUGUGCCCUUUGUGGCUGCGUGCUCUGCUGGCGGCUGGCCCACGCCCGGCACAGAGAGAGCGGGCGUUGCCCUCCGGCAGCGUGGCGUCGAGUGCCCCAGAGCCAGGAAGGCCGCACUGUACCCUCAAGCCGCGGCUGGCUUCCCCUCUCCGAGUACGGGGCCAGGCAAGGACCCGCACACAGGGAGCGGGGCCGGGAGUAUCUUCGCUUCUGCUGAGUCACACACCUGAGACGAUCCAGCCUUCUAUGAUCACUCAGGUUCAGCUUUCUCCAAGCAGCCAGGGUGCUCGCUGGCCUGAGCCAGCCGCCUCCGGCAGUAUUCACCAGAGCAUUGUGCACUAGCUGCUGCCCACUGGCCGGCGGCUCCCUCCUCGUGUCUAGAGCCAUAGGCCCUGUCUCUGCGAAGAACAUGUCUGUAGGAUGUUUUGUACGAUCCCAGUCACCCCCGCGGUGGCUGCACUAGAAACAGUUUACACACUUAGUCAGGCUCAUACAAACCAAGGUAGUUCUUAUGUGACCCUCUAGAAGUACUGUAGGAACGUAGUGUUUAGAUUUCCUUUUAAUCAGCAAGCUGAGGUAGCGUAGAGAAUGUUUUGUACUAGUGCUGUGUUAUUUUUAUCUCCGUAAAUGCGUGGACAUCAGUAUUUUCAAUUUCUCUUUAUCUUCUCCCCUGCGGUCUGUGCUCUAAGUGUGUGUGAAGCGAAACCCUCGUCUCUUCCAUGUGUCUAAUACUGAAUUAUACUUCUAUAUGACAAAUGCUUCUCUCCUCCCUCGUCCAUGUGACCAACGUCAGUGUGCUACAGCAAGUUUUAUACUCUAAUAUUUAUAUUGCUUUUUUUCUUUGGGAAAAAAUAAUAAAACGGUUUCUUCUGAACGG
This is a messenger RNA of Pelodiscus sinensis (Chinese soft-shelled turtle), 12215 nucleotides long. NCBI's taxonomy places the organism in Eukaryota, Metazoa, Chordata, Testudines, Trionychidae. The record is from RefSeq and is a predicted model, not a curated record.